Messenger RNA from Mus caroli (Ryukyu mouse), 1825 nucleotides. Lineage: Eukaryota; Metazoa; Chordata; Mammalia; Rodentia; Muridae. The record is from RefSeq and is a predicted model, not a curated record.
CUGGAACAUAGUCAAGGAAACACUCAAAAGCUUUGACAAGCAGGGGCCUGAAUUUGGAAGGUCUGUAUAGGUUCUUCCCGGUAAAGAAGCUAGGAAGUCGCUCUCCCUAACCUUGUACAAGAGGUAGGUAGAGUGGGGUAGAACAAGGAUCAGAAAGGCUUGUGAAGAAGAGGGUAGAAGGAAAGAAAGGGCCUGAAAGAAAGACACCCUCAAGGUGUUUCCAAUCCCAGGAUUGACCUGGGAACAGGGAACCUGUGGAUUCCAGGAGCACAGCACAUUGACUAUGCAGCCUUAGGACUUUGCUUUUCUUUCUGCUUACUGGGGGCAGCCCACCACUCCCAAACAGGUCCCACAGUGGACUCCUACUCCUGGGUGAACAGUUGCUCCUGGUUUUCUAGGAACUUUCCCAGGUUAGGCAGAGAAAAUCCUGUGGUCUGCACUCAGCUCAACUCUGGGCAUAGCAAACCAUUGCCAGAACGUGGGAAGAAGUUCAUUUGUCUCUUGGAGGUACUGGGCGUCAGUUUCUAGUACUGGGUUCCCAAAGAACCCCAGAUAGCCAUGUGCUCAUGUGCCCAGUAGGAAAUAACUGAACAACUUAAUGAACUAUUAUUGUGGGAUGAAGACUAGUUAUGGUGACAAUGAGUAUGUCCAUAUGCUCACGUGCACAGACCCAUUUCUUGGGUCUUUCUCUUUUGGGUCAUCUAGAACUACCUCUAAGUAUGUGCGUGUGUGAGUAUAUGUGUGUGUGAUGUCAGCAGUUCUUUCUUUCUUUGCUCUGAUGUCUCUUCCUACAAGAUAUUGGGUUUGUUAUUGCACGUUACAUUCAAAUCCAAUUUGAACACUUUUUGCAUAUUUCUCCUUCUAGAAAAAAAAUGGAAACACUUCAGAAUGUUGUAACAGGUGGAAAUAAAGGUGGCUGCACCUCAGGAUCAAGGCUACUGAGGAUCCUCCUGGUGGGCAAAUCUGGCUGCGGUAAAAGCGCCACAGGGAACAGCAUCCUCCGACGACCAGCAUUCGAGUCCAGGCUCAGAGGCCAGUCUGUGACCAGGACCAGCCAGGCAGAGACAGGCACAUGGGAGGGGAGGAGCAUCCUAGUGGUAGACACACCCCCCAUCUUUGAGUCAAAGGCCCAGAACCAAGACAUGGACAAGGACAUUGGAGACUGCUACCUGCUGUGUGCCCCAGGACCUCAUGUGUUGUUNCUGGUGACCCAGCUGGGACGCUUCACAGCUGAAGAUGCCAUGGCUGUGAGGAUGGUGAAAGAGGUCUUUGGGGUAGGNGUCAUGAGGCACAUGAUCGUCCUCUUCACCCGCAAGGAAGACCUGGAAGAGAAGUCCUUGGAAGAGUUUGUGACCCACACUGACAACCGCAGCCUGCGCAGCCUGGUUCAGGAGUGUGGGAGGAGGUACUGUGCCUUCAACAACAGGGCCUCUGGGGAGGAGCAGCAGGGGCAGCUGGCAGAGCUCAUGGCCCUGGUGAGGAGUCUGGAACAGGAGUGUGAGGGAUCCUUCCACAGCAAUGACCUCUUCCUUUAUGCCGAGGCACUCCUUAGAGGAGGUUACAGUGUGCACCAGGAAGCCUAUAGGUGCUACCUGGCCAAGGUGAGGCAGGAGGUGGAGAAGCAGAGGUGGGAGCUGGAGGAGCAGGGGGGCAGCUGGGUCCUCAAGAUGCUCCCCAGAGGCGAAACGUCGGAGGUGUUGUGCUCGGCUUUUCAAUGGGGUUUGGUGUUCAUAUUAAUCUUCUUCAUUUGCCUUUUUCUCAUAUUUUAUAAAGUUUUGAAAAAAAGAUGAAAUUUCAAAACCUGUAAGUCAUAUAAAGUACUCAG